This is a messenger RNA of Protobothrops mucrosquamatus (brown spotted pit viper), 3781 nucleotides long. It is a transcript of the gene PTPRN, whose product is annotated as protein tyrosine phosphatase receptor type N. Bases 1 to 2874 code for a protein of 957 amino acids. The record is from RefSeq and is a predicted model, not a curated record. Gene Ontology annotation, biological process: protein dephosphorylation. NCBI's taxonomy places the organism in Eukaryota, Metazoa, Chordata, Lepidosauria, Squamata, Viperidae. Gene Ontology annotation, molecular function: protein tyrosine phosphatase activity. Gene Ontology annotation, cellular component: secretory granule. The transcript is spliced from 23 exons.
AUGGGGCGGUGGCGGAGUCUGCUUCGGGCACUGGACGGUUUCUGCCUUUCUCUGCUGCUGCUGCUGCUGCUGUUGCCGCCUCCGUUCUUGGCGGCCGGCGCUGCUGGAGAUCGCUCCUUGCAAGUGCUGCACGGCUGCUUAUUUGACAGGAGGCUAUGCUCUCAGCAGGAAGUCUGUGUGCAAGAUGGUUUAUUCGGCCAGUGCCAGGAAAGUUCAUUGCGAGACCAGCCCUACUUUCAAGUCACUGCAUCAAUGCUCCAGCGUUUGCAAGCUAUUCUACGGCAUCUUAUGGCACAAGGUUUAUCAUGGCAAGAUGACUUUACACAGUAUGUGAUUGCCCAGGAGAUGGAACACAUCCCUAGGCUUUAUCUUCCUUCUUCAUGGAAUUCUGCAGCUGAGGAUAGGUUGCCACCUCAUCACCUAGUUCCCAGGAGACCCUCUUUGUCAUCUCAGCCUUCCUCCCCUCAGGGAGGUCACCAGCCUCCUCUGCCCCCAGCACUCCUGCAGAGGUAUCUGGAAUUGCUUUUGGCCUCUCAGCCUGAGCUAAGUCACAAGAACGCGUUCCUGUCGUCUUAUCCUCAUUACCAGUUCAGCUAUCCAGAUGGCACCUUCCAGGGCAGUUCUGGUGGUCACAACCCAAAGUCUCCCAUUUUCUUAGACCAAGCUGCUCCUUCCAAGGUCUUCAUGAGCGCCAGCACUGCUCCUCUCUAUAGGGAACAGCAGGGGCUGGAUGGAAGUCAACUUUUCCAAGACCUGGGGGCACUUUACUUAACCCAGGAACAGACAGGUAAAUCCAGAAACAGGGCUGAGAACAAGCAAGAUUCCAAGAUAGAUUAUCCUCUUCAGGACAGUGGUCACAACCUUGAAAACAGAGCAGAGUCUCAAGCACACUCUACCGAGCCAGACAGACUCGUACAGAGGCUUACAGCAAUAUUUGCCAACUAUGGGAUUAAACCACAGGACAUGAUUCAGUUCCUUCAGAGUCCCAAUAAACAUGCUGGUAGGCUUGAACAAGAGGCUCUGGAGUCCAAGCGGGUGACAGAAGCAGAAAUGCAACACAGGGAGGAGCCGGAGCCAGUCCCCUCUCAAGAAGACUCUGUCAGUGUCAUUCCCACAGAGGGGCAAAUUCAAGCACACAGGGAGAGAUUUGGCUCAGCUGGGGCCCCCAUGUCAAUGACAACAUCUCCCCCAGACUCACAGAAGCCCUUAAGCCCUGGGGAAGGUGAUACCAGAAGUCCUGAGGAGCAGGGGGUGAUGGUGAAGAAGAGUCGCAUGGCAGUAGGUGUACUCAAUAAGGAUGGAGAGCAGCCAGAGACACCAUUGGCGGCAGAGGAAUAUGGCUACGUUGUCACUGACCAGAAGCCAUUAAGCCUGGCUGUUGGCAUUCACCUCCUUGAGACCCUGGCUGAACGUGUUCACUUAUCUACUGCCAGCUUCAUCAAUAUCAGUGUGUUGGGUCCAGCUCUCACAUUCCGCAUCCGUCAAAACCACCAAAAUUUGUCUCUGAAUGAUGUCGCCAAUAGGGCAGCCCUGGUGAAGUCAGAGCUGGAAUCGGAGGUUGGAAUAAAGAUCCUACAGAUGGGUAUAGGACAGCGUAACGAGGCUACAACAUACCCCCAUCCUGCCCAUUUCGGCAACACCUUCCACUCGGUGCUGCUCACCUUUGUGUUACUGGCCUGUGUGGCCGGCAUUGUCAUUGCUGCUGCUGUGGUCUUUUGUCUGCGCCAGCAUGCCAAGCAGCGGGAGAAAGAGCGGUUGGCAGGGCUGGGGCCAGAGGGAGCAACCGACAGCACCUAUGAAUACCAGGAGCUCUGCCGACAGCACAUGGCUGCCAAGUCACUCUUUGGCCGUGCAGAAACCCCUCCGCCCCCUGCUCCUGCCGAAAACUCUCGUGUCAGCAGUGUCUCCUCACAGUUCAGCGAUGCACCCCAGGCCAGUCCCAGCUCCCACAGCAGCACGCCAUCUUGGUGUGAAGAGCCUGUGCAGUCCAACAUGGAUAUCUCCACUGGACACAUGAUUCUGGCAUAUAUGGAGGACCAUCUACGUAAUCGUGAUAGGUUGGCUAAAGAGUGGCAAGCACUGUGUGCAUACCAAGCAGAACCAAACACUUGUGAUGCUGCCCAGCGUGAAGCCAAUGUCAAGAAGAACCGCAACCCAGAUUAUGUGCCCUAUGAUCACGCACGCAUCAAGUUGAAAAUGGAAAGCAACCCAUCGCGGAGUGACUUCAUUAAUGCCAGCCCCAUUAUUGACCAUGAUCCACGGAUGCCAGCAUACAUUGCAACACAAGGUCCAUUAUCCCACACCAUUGCUGAUUUUUGGCAGAUGGUAUGGGAGAACGGUUGCACAGUCAUUGUCAUGCUCACCCCCCUCGUGGAGGAUGGCGUCAAGCAGUGUGACCGCUAUUGGCCCGAUGAGGGAUCCUCACUUUACCACAUCUAUGAGGUGAACCUGGUCUCAGAGCACAUCUGGUGCGAGGAUUUCCUGGUGCGCAGUUUCUACUUGAAGAAUGUGCAAUCACAGGAGACACGGACUCUGACGCAAUUUCACUUCCUGAGCUGGCCAGCAGAGGGCAUCCCUACCACCACUAGGCCUCUUCUUGACUUCCGCAGGAAGGUGAACAAAUGCUACCGGGGCCGCUCAUGCCCAAUUGUCGUGCACUGCAGUGAUGGUGCAGGAAGGACUGGAACAUACAUUCUUAUUGACAUGGUUUUAAACCGAAUGGCAAAAGGUGUGAAGGAGAUAGAUAUUGCAGCCACCUUGGAGCACGUGAGGGACCAGAGACCAGGUGUGGUGCAGAUUAAGGACCAGUUUGAGUUUGCACUGACAGCCGUGGCAGAGGAAGUGAAUGCCAUCCUGAAGGCUCUGCCACAAUGAAGCCUCCGUUCAGCAUAUCCCAACUUGGUGAUUCCCCAACCCGACCCUUUGCCUCUGCUGUUGCUGUGUUCUUGCCUGGGGUGUUUUCCCUUUACCAUGUAUCAUCUCCAUGUGGUUCACCAUGGCUGCAUUUAAUUGCCCUGUGGAAAUGCUGGCCCCUUACCUACCUGCUCAAUUGGGCCUCAUCCAUCCAACAUCCUAUAACCCUCAUGCUGCUAAGGCCUACUCCACCCUGGUCUCUCUGGAAGCAGCCCUUGGUGGAUAGAAGAGUGGGUCCCUUUUUGGACAGCCAGGUCACCUCUCAUGUGAGAGGAUGUGCCAUGGAGCAAUACAGGGGCUGUAGUCCAAAGAAGAGUUAGCCCCCUUGUGAGAUGCAUUAAAGACCAGUUUUCUGAAGUGCCUACUUUAUGUUUAUGGGCAUCGGUCAAAGCAACUAGAUUUGCAAUGGGCGGGCUGUGGGCCCAUUUCUUUUUUCUCUUCAGUAUCCGGCUGAGCCCUAGUGCCCAAAUGAAAUGAGUUAGAAAUGGUAAUGCCUUAGCAGAAGCUAGGUUACGUCAGUUGCCAGUUUUCAUCCUUCUUCCAUUCUUCCCUCUCUAAAUUUCACCUCCUGAAUCUGUGCCUACAGCAGGGGAAGAACCUAACACUGCUUCUGCGCUCAUUGUUGUCCCACUGUUGUCCUCCUUCUCUGUUUCCUGCAGGCCUGGAGCCAAGCCUAGUCACAGCCAUUUGCUCCCUUCCCUAAAACGGAGGAAGGGAACGUCACAGGGAGAUGGCCCUACAGCUGCUAAUUGCUGUGUUGUCUCCCUACGUUCUCCUGGGUGUUACUUAUCACAAAGAGACAUUUCUAGAGAAUCUAAUUUUGUAUUUGAUGUGAAUAAAGGUUUUGUGUCGCGUUUGUGCAGCUGCA